Messenger RNA from Sphaeramia orbicularis (orbiculate cardinalfish), 3748 nucleotides. RefSeq names its product carboxyl-terminal PDZ ligand of neuronal nitric oxide synthase protein-like. Gene Ontology annotation, molecular function: nitric-oxide synthase binding. The transcript has 10 exons. The record is from RefSeq and is a predicted model, not a curated record. Lineage: Eukaryota; Metazoa; Chordata; Actinopteri; Kurtiformes; Apogonidae. Bases 510 to 2066 code for a protein of 518 amino acids.
CCUCCUGAGGCCACUAGAUGUCCCACCAGCAGAAGUCCACCUGCGGCAGAGCGCGUCCUGUGUUCCAGCUCAGAUCCACUCCUGGGUCUAAGCAGACGCCCACUGCUCCUCUGUAUCGAUCCUCUACAAACCUGCCUUCCUGCUGAAGCCACGGUACUUCGAAGAACAACCCGGUCAUGCGUUGAGAUCCGUGCGUCAUCAGAGCGGCGGCGGCGGCGACGCGCGGCAGAGACGCGGCAGCUGCGGUUGUGUUUGUGUUUUCCGCCUCUCUAUCGCGACUCAAACCGAAGUGAGGGGAGGGGUGUCAGAGGAAACACCGAUCAGACAUCAACUGAAUCCAUCAACCAAUCAAUCCGUCGCGACCAGACUCACCCGGAUGACCUCCGGAGUGACGCGUCUGUGCGAUGUGAGCGAAGCGGGAGCGGCGGCGGAGGAGAUGCGCAAAGCUGCGGGUCUCUAGCGCUGUCGUAAAACAAGCGUCGGGAGCAAAGACAGCGAUCAUUUAAGAGAUGCCAGGGGUAACCAAGUAUAAUUUAGUGGAUGACGCGCACGAUUUGAGGAUCCCCAUGCACAACGAGGAGGUGUUCAAGCAUGGGGUCUGCUUCGAGGCAAAGUACAUUGGCAGUUUGGAGGUGGGGCGACCCGGCAGCCGAAUGGAGAUAGUGGCUGCAAUGAGGAGAAUCAGAUAUGAAUUCAAGUUGAAGAACAUAAAGAAAAAGAAGGUCAACAUUGUCGUAUCCACCGAUUGCGUCAAAGUGAUUUUGCGCAAAAAGAAGAAGAGAAAAGGGUGGUCAUGGGACGAGAAUACCAUCGUGGUGACACAGGACCCCAUUUACAGGAUUUUCUACGUGUCGCAUGAUGCCCAAGACUUAAAAAUCUUCAGUUACAUCGCCCGAGAUGGACAGAGCAACAUUUUCCGCUGCAACGUGUUCAAAUCCAAGAGGAAGUCUCAGGCCAUGAGGAUUGUUCGGACGGUGGGUCAGGCAUUCGAUGUGUGUCACCAGCUGACCAUGCAGCAGAAGGCCGACGAGGAGGAUGAGGAGGGGAAGGUGGAGGAGACUGAGGCGGCGACGAGCAGAGCCAAGAAGAGGUUGGCGUUGUCAGAAGAGACUGACCUUGAAGCCACUACAGAGGAGAGCAUUGAGUGCGUCUCUUCAUCAGACCUGGAGAAGAGCAAAAAGGACGAGGCCCAUGGUAACGGAGGGAAGACGUCCAGUGACCCGUCUCUCUUGCUGAACUCUCCUCUGCUCGGAGCCUCGGGUCCGUUGGCAGCCGAGGCGUCCUGCUCUGCGGAACAUCAGGUCCAGCUCCUCCAGAAACAACUGCAGCAGCAGGAACAGCAGGCGUUGGCAGCUUCAGCUCAGGUGCAUGUUCUCCAGGAUCAGCUCUCGGUGGAGGUCUGUGCGAGGACCGAGGCUCAGUCCAGAGUUCAGAGGCUGUUGCAGCAGAACACUGACCUGCUGCAGCACAUUUCCCUGCUGGUCAAACAGAUUCAAGAACUGGAGCUCAAAGCGGCCGGCCACUUAACGUCAAUGGGAUCCCAGGACAGCCUUCUUGAGAUCACAUUCCGUGCCAAGCCCCCCACAGCGUCUCGUGACACCCUCACUCCUUCUUCAUCCAUGGGGCCCCUGGCGUCUCAGUCCCAGCACCAGAUCAGUGACAGUCCCUGGGUGUCCACCUUACCUGGGCCGUGCUCUCCGGGCACCGUGGGCGCCGACGCCAGCCCCCUGGGGCUCAGCGGCAGCGCGGUCCGGCUGGAGUGUUUCCGCUUCUCCUCCCGGGGGCCGGACAGUCAGGAGCAGGGCCAGGACACGGGGGAGACUCCCAGCGACGGAGCCCCGGACGAGAGCUCUCUGCUGGGGGAGCAGGUGCUGGGAGCCCUGGAGCUGCUCCGUUUCAGGGAGUCGGGAAUCGGAUCGGAAUACGAAUCGAACACAGAUGAGAGCGACGACCGGGACAGUUGGGGUCAAGGGGAGGGGGCGGGGCCUGACGGUGCAGCUCGUCUGCUCAACGUUCUGAAUGCAGAGAUCCUACCAGACUCCUUAGGGGACGAGAUGGCGGUGUAGAGGUGCUCUUAAUGCUGCAUGAGUAUCCUAAGGGGGAUCUGAAGGACCUAAUUAAACAUAAAUAAUGUAUUACAAAAUUAUACAGAGAGCUCUACAGAUAUAAAUUAUAUACAGUACACAGUGGUCACUCACUAUACUCAGAAAAAAAGUGUUGAAUUUUACUGUUCUGGUUUGUUAUUUGCUGUUUAUGUGAGUUGUUUCACUUCUGUAAGUGGUUAAAAUGGACUAAAUUAAAUAAUAAAAAAAAACAGAUGCAGACUUCACAAUUAGAUAACAACUUUGGUCUUAAUUAUAACUUGAAUUCGAUUGCAAUAACAAUGCUCUGAUGAGCUUGAUUUUAUUUGAUUUGCAUGCUUAAUGACAAAAUCUAACAGAAUAAUAAUGUAAUCACAAGUUAUAAUAAUGAUAAUCAUAGUCUACAGAGUCCUGAUUAACAAUAAACAUGUUUAACAAAUCAAACAACUCGGAAUUUUAUCAAAAAAAAAAAAAAAUCACACAUUAAACAGAUGCUGUUAUUUUGAAAACUAAAAUAUACUUUACAUUUCUUCAUUUCUCAGCUCCAGUGUCUGAUGUAAGCUGAAAAUAUUCAUCUUUCUUCUUGCUACUGGCUGUCAGAUGAUGUAAACGCUGUGAUGUUUCAGGCUCUGUCUUUCUGAAAAUCUCUGCCGUCUGUCAAACGCAGCGUGUUUUUUGUCAUUUACCUUGUCUGUGUUUGUUAAUGAUUGGUGUUCCGUGCAUACGUUCGGUUCUCUGAUUCGGUGACAUCGCUGCUCGCUGGACUUCUUACACUGUGGUUGUUUCUGUGUUUAUAGAUUUGUGAGACAUCCAGCAUGGAUUUGGUUAUUCUUGCUGUUUUUUUUGUUACGUUUUUGUUUUUUUCUAAUGAAGGUCUAAACUUGUUUGUUAAAUCUGUCUGGAUAUGCUAACAAAUAGUUUGGAGUGACCCUCGCAGUGCUUGCUUUGACACCUAUAAUUGUGGGUUCAUGUUUCAGCAUGUAUUCUAUCUCAGACUGUUUUUCUGCUCAGUACUUUGUAUAUAGUUUAAUCAGCUUUGAUGCAAUGCGUAAAAUAUUUGGCAAGACUUUUUAUUCACUCUAUUCUUAUUCCUGUUUUAUAUCAUAAAGCAGAUGAGUUGGUGCUGAGUCUCAGAGGGAAACAUCACACUGUGUGCAGGUGCUGCUACAAGCUUAUCUCAGCUGCUUAAGCGCAGCCACCGUGUGUAAAUAUUAUUUAUUAAUGCCGUACUGCAGCAGUGAUAAGUGCUGCGUCACUGUCGAUUCACCGGGAAGAGGAAUUGUUUGGAAAGUCAAUGGAAAGAUGGAGGCGGCGUGAGAGACUUUCAUUUUUCGUCUGGCCAGCUGUCGCACAAGCUCCAGUGAGCCAACUCUGUGAAUCACUGAGACGGGCGACGUGUCUUGGAGCUCACUCCAAAAUCGAUUAAUCUCCUCAUAGCUCCGCCUCUCUCCCCUCACCUUCUUCGCCUUUUUUUUCCCCCUGGAAGCUCAUCACCUCUUUCCUGCUCUCUUGCACUCACAAUCUGUCUGCUCUAUCCAUCUAUCCAUAUCAAGCAAUUGCUUUCCAAGGUUAUGUCUGUUAACACUGAAGUGUACAAAAAAAUGAAAGUGCACUUACAUGGAUGUUUCUCCUUGUGGAAUUAAAUGCCCUUUCUCAAAUACCACGUG